AUGCUGUCGCUGCUGAUUUCCUGCGUCCUGUUGGUGGCUGGUGCCGCUGGGUGUGGCCAGCCAGCCUACUCUGGCCAUAGCCGAGUGGUGAAUGGCGAAGACGCUGUGCCUUACAGCUGGCCCUGGCAGAUCUCCCUCCAGUACGAGAGAGAUGGCACCUUCCGUCACACCUGUGGAGGGUCCCUCAUUACCCCCGACUGGGUCCUGACGGCUGCCCACUGCAUCUCGCGAUCCCGUACUUAUAAGGUGGUCUUGGGGGAUUAUGACUUUACCACCGAGGAAGGGCCUGAGCAACACAUCCCCAUCAACCCCGAAGACAUUUUCGUGAAUCCCAGCUGGAAAUCUGGUUGUGUGUCCUGCGGCAAUGACAUCGCGCUGCUGAAACUUUCCCGCCCGGCGGAGCUGAACGAUAAAGUCGGCCUGGGCUGCAUUCCCGAGCCAGAGACCGUCCUACCUAACGGAUACCCUUGCUACAUCACCGGCUGGGGACGUAUUUCCACUGGAGGGCCUCUGCCCAGCAAGCUGCAGCAAGCUCUCCUGCCCGUGGUGGACUACGACCACUGCAGGAAGCCCGACUGGUGGGGAAGUUCUGUCAAGCAGAGCAUGGUCUGUGCUGGGGGAGACAUCCAAUCUGGCUGCAAUGGUGACUCCGGUGGCCCCCUCAACUGCAAGGGUGAUGAUGGCCGGUGGUACGUCCACGGGAUUGCCAGUUUCGUGUCCGGUUUGGGCUGCAACGCCUUGAAGAAGCCCACUGUCUUCACCCGGGUCUCUGCCUUCGACAGCUGGAUCCUGAAGACACUCAAAGGGCAGUGAGGAGGAGAACAGGCCGUCUUUCUAGUUCCAGAAUAAAGUCACUGUGGAGAUGCCA
This is a messenger RNA of Thamnophis elegans (Western terrestrial garter snake), 868 nucleotides long. RefSeq names its product chymotrypsin-like elastase family member 3B. The record is from RefSeq and is a predicted model, not a curated record. Gene Ontology annotation, molecular function: serine-type endopeptidase activity. Gene Ontology annotation, biological process: proteolysis. NCBI's taxonomy places the organism in Eukaryota, Metazoa, Chordata, Lepidosauria, Squamata, Natricidae.